Molecule: messenger RNA, 697 nt
Organism: Lymnaea stagnalis (great pond snail)
Lineage: Eukaryota; Metazoa; Mollusca; Gastropoda; Lymnaeidae
Source: the annotation of a GenBank genome assembly
UUAACAUUCACCCUCAGGGAGGAUGCACCACUGGAUGGUAGAGUUUUGUACCGAGUGCUGGCCACUGGAAAUGAUGGUCCAGAUGACGCACUGACCUUCUGGAUCUUGGACACAUCCUAUUUCUACAUUUCACCUGGUGAGAUAAUUAUUGAAAUCACCAAUUACAGCAAUAUAAUUGACUGCACCAUCAAAAUUAAUGAAAGUAAUUUGUUUUAGUUCAAUUUUAAAAAAUCAAACUAGAGUUUCAUGCUUGAUAAAACCCAUGUAGUCCUUCAGUUUGUAUCAUGUUCUUUUAUACAAAUUUCAGGUCUUUAGACAGGACUUUUAUUGGCACUUCUUUAUGUUUAAUUUGUUAUUCUGUUCUUUCUAAAUCAAAUCUACUGAAGCUAUACACACUAGAGCAUUAGUUCUCAAAGUGAAUGGAGCAGAAAGAAUUUAAAGAACCACUGCAUUAGAUGUUCAGAUUUUGCUCUAACUUAAUACACAAAAAAAUUAUCAUUGCAGUUAUUGAUAAAAAAGUCUGCUGCUGUAUUCACUUUCAGAUAAAGGAGAAAUAAUUUUGGUAAUGAAGGCACCUGAUUAUGAAACUGUUGGAGACAUUUACAGGCUUGGAGUUUGUGUCAAAGAUAAACCAAACCCUUCUGAACUGACGGCCUGUGGAACCAUAAUGGUUAAACUGAUUGAUGUCAAUGAUGAA